Messenger RNA from Microcebus murinus (gray mouse lemur), 605 nucleotides. The record is from RefSeq and is a predicted model, not a curated record. Lineage: Eukaryota; Metazoa; Chordata; Mammalia; Primates; Cheirogaleidae.
CUCUGGCGCGGAAUUUCCUGUCGCAGCAGAGUGCAAACCGUGCUGUUUUAGGCGCGUGUCUGCGGUGGAUGCUCCACCUGCCGCGGACUCUUCCUGAGCUUUAGGUUCUCCGGAGGGUUCUGCUACUUACAAGCGACCCUGCCAGAGAUUUCACUCCAUCCCGGAACCCUUUGAGGCAGGGGGCGCGGGAGCGCGGGAAGGGAAUGUACGUUGACAUCCUCCAGCCGCCUGUGGGGACUGCAAGGACAAGUUUCUAUUCCCGAUACUGGGGGUGUGGGCAGGAGUUUGAUGCGUGAAGUGAGUCCUGUCUUGAGACAUCAUCAAAAGCAUUGUCUUUCCAAGAUGGUUUCGCAGCCAUCUCUUUAUCUUUGUUGUAUAAACGUUCAGGUGCCCAACAGACAUUUUGCUGCUGCUACGAAGCCUGCAAAGAAAACAAAAAGUGCUAAAGACAAAGCACCAGCUGAAAAAAAAGAUGAUAUAGAGACAAUAAAGUCAUACUCGUACAUGGAAGGUGAACCUGAGGAUGAUGUCUAUUUAAAAUGAUUAUACCGGCCGGGCGUGGUGGCUCACGCCUGUAAUUCUAGCACUCUGGGAGGCUGAGGCAG